GUUUCAGGACGCUUCUGGGCGAACACGGAAGGAAUAAGCCGCGUACCAGGGCAUGGUUUCGCCCACUACGUACUGGGUGACCUCGGGAGUAAACAACAUUUAAAGUGUUAAAGUGUGAUGCUCUCAGACUGAAACAGAGAUGCUCUCUACUAUAUUUAGAAGAAACACCUUUGCAGCCCAGAAGGUGUGGCAUUGGGCAGGUCCUCCACAAAGAUGCUGGACAUCAGCCCUGACCAGAGCUUCUGAUGGAGGAUCCAGUUCCCUGCAGACCUGCUGGGCCUCUACAGCAAGGCUGCCGUUUUCAGAAAGGGACAACGGACGAGUAAAACCUCCUGCUGGCCUCGGUUUCAGGAGGACCCAGACUAAUGCAGCUCUAUUUUUAAUGAGGAAUCAACAUUUCCACUCUUCUGCUGUGAGGCUGAAGAAGCGACCACAGAUCGAGGCUCCCAGAGAGAUGGAUCUGUUGCGCUAUGACAUGAAGGACUUGUGGAAAGGUCCCAAACCUGCCCUGUACCUGGGGUUUGCAGGACUGAUCCCCUUCGUCACCCCAACUCUGAUCAUGGCUGUGACUGAUAGCUACGUUCCAGAGUUGGCCUACGCUCAGUUAGCCUACGCCGCCUCCAUCGUUUCCUUCCUGGGUGGAUCUCGCUGGGGAUUCGCUCUUCCUGAGAGCAGUCCAGCCAAACCUGACUGGAUAAACCUGGCCAACAGUGUGGUUCCCUCCCUGUUAGCUUGGGUGUCCAUGCUGAUGAGCGACAGCAUUGCUCCUGCCGCCACCAUGGUGAUCAUGGGACUAGGAAUCUCGCUGCAUUAUGAUCUGGCUCUGCUGCCUACUUACCCCAGCUGGUUCAAAGCCCUGCGCUCCAUCUUGACCAUAGUGGCGUUCUUUUCUCUUAUUGGUACACUCAUAAUUAAUGGAAUAUACCCAGAAAAGAAGUUGUUCUCUGAUUAAAUACAAUAUAUAAAACUAUAAAGCCACAA
Sebastes umbrosus (honeycomb rockfish) is the source of this 981-nucleotide messenger RNA. RefSeq names its product transmembrane protein 69-like. The record is from RefSeq and is a predicted model, not a curated record. Bases 140 to 952 code for a protein of 270 amino acids. The transcript is spliced from 3 exons. NCBI's taxonomy places the organism in Eukaryota, Metazoa, Chordata, Actinopteri, Perciformes, Sebastidae.